Messenger RNA from Penicillium digitatum Pd1, 825 nucleotides. RefSeq lists its product as uncharacterized. Lineage: Eukaryota; Fungi; Ascomycota; Eurotiomycetes; Eurotiales; Aspergillaceae. The record is from RefSeq and is a predicted model, not a curated record.
AUGUGCCACCAAAAGCAGUUGGUCCCUACUAUGGGAAACCUUGGCAUAUUUCCACCAGAGAUUAUCUUCAAAAUUUUGGACGAGCUUUUGGGGAGCUCUCCCAGAUUGGCACAUGAGAACGUUCACGCCAUUAACCAGCUGAUGAAAACUAACAAGAUGCUAGAACGAUACAUAAAACUCGGAUGGAUAGGGAGCAAUGUGUCGAACAGUUUCAAGCAGCGCGUGAAUGCUGUCCAGUGGUACCCAAACAUCGAUCUUGCGAAUACAGCUCUAACUCUCCAGGGCUUAGGCCCCGAUCAUACCAUGCCCAUCGAAGGCCCCCGCAGCCUAGGCCCCGAUCUCAUUACCGGUAUCAUUUUCGACGACUGUACCGAUUGCUUUGAGUGGUUUUCUGAAGUGCUGCCUCCUACUUAUAUGAGCUGUUGCAACGAGGGCGGUUGGUCAUUUCUUUCUCUGGCACUGCACGCCAAAUCUGAGAAGCUACUUGAUAGUUUCUUCCUCUCUGGCUUCCCUUGCGAACCGGGGGAUUUUAUCGCCGGUAGUAGCAAUGCUAUGGGGACAGGACCGUCAACCAUUGGACUUUCUGCCUCUUCUAAGGACCAUCAGUCUUUCGCUAAGCUAUUUAAAAAACUGAAGCAGGCCUUGAAUGGGAACGGCUUCCAGAGGACUCUAAGAGAUCGACUCACGUGUAAAGAGCGAGCGGCUAUCCGAAGUAUUGCUCCUCAAUAUCUCCAAAAGAUGUUGUAUGAAGCUGGUCUGGCUGCUCUGCAUCCAACUCUUCGUUAUAGUCCAUACUACUCUGGUAAGCGAACCCAGAUGUACUAA